Messenger RNA from Ipomoea triloba (trilobed morning glory), 2146 nucleotides. RefSeq names its product syntaxin-81-like. The transcript has 8 exons. Gene Ontology annotation, biological process: retrograde vesicle-mediated transport, Golgi to endoplasmic reticulum. The coding region runs from base 952 to 1989 and encodes 345 amino acids. NCBI's taxonomy places the organism in Eukaryota, Viridiplantae, Streptophyta, Magnoliopsida, Solanales, Convolvulaceae. The record is from RefSeq and is a predicted model, not a curated record. Gene Ontology annotation, cellular component: endoplasmic reticulum; SNARE complex; membrane.
AACACGAAAAAGGAAAAAAAAAUAAUUAAAAAAUCGUCGUUCUCGCUUGAUCUCCGAUCAUCUUAUUUGUUUCUCGAACGCGAACUCUCAGAAUAGCAAAGCAAAUCAAGUUUAGCGAUCGACAUUUGUUUCUACUUUCAGGAAUUGUCCAGAAUAACUUGUUUGGACUCAUUUGGACUCGAAUCAACUCAUCAAUUCACUCGGUUGGGACUAUUGCUCUUCUUGCCUUGACAGGAUUGCUAAUUUAUAUGGUUUUCUUUAUCUUGACAAGUGACAACUAUCAAUGCUGUGUUGUAGUCUCUCUUCUCAUGCCUUUAGCAGCAGUAGAUGGAUUCUUUACUUAUUUAAUAGGCAUUUAUGUUGGGCCUAGGAUCGCUAGUGUUGCGAAUGCUAUUGUUUAGAGUCAUUUAUCUGAAGUGGUUUGUGAUUUUAUUUUGUUUGGUUUAAGACUUGGAAGUUGAAGUUUUGGUUCAGUGAUCCAUGAUAGAUCACAUUACUAGGCUAUCAGAAAGAUUGUAAUACUCAGAACCUUUUGUUUAGUGUAUAUUGGAAUUGGGUGGGGAUUGGGGUAUUUUUUUAAUACUCCGUGGGGUCAGGGUCAGGAACAAGGGCAGAGAGCAGAGGGUGAAGUCUGGCUUCCCUGUUGACAUCAUUAACAAAUAACUAUGCAGCCAUUAUUCUCAUAUUGAUAAAAUUUCACAUAAAUUAUUAUGGACUGCACUCUGGAAUUGUUUACUUUCAGCUGUAAUACUACUAAUGAAUUUAAACUCGGAGGUUUCAUUCUGCUGCAGAUGUUUCCAUCAGCAGAAAGAAAUCAUUUCUUUUCCAUCUUGUAUACGCUUUUGAUUGUUGCACAAAUCUUUCUGUUUGUAUUAGUCUGACAUUUUGAAGCAUAAUUGUAAUAGACUUGUGGAAUUUUGAUAUGCUAACGAUGCUUUUUACUUAUUCUGUAUGGAUUUUGUAUUUUUGUUUGCUCGUACCUUCUUUAGGUUUGAGAGGUUUGAUGGAAUUUGGUGUUAUUUCUCUAAAGGGAUGGCAAAAAUUAGAGAUAGAACUGAGGAUUUCAAAGACACUGUCCAUCGAACGGCUGUGUCUCUGGGGUAUGAUGAGUCCAAAACAGCAGCCAUAUUAGCAUCCUUUAUCUUGCACAAACCUCGACAAAGAUCGUCUUUCACCAAAGCUGCACUGAAGACGCUAGAAAGCAUUGGAGUCCUAGAAGAAUUCUUGUUGAAACAUAAGAAGGAUUAUGUAGAUUUGUACCGGACAACUGAACAGGAGAGAGAUAGCAUUGAGCAUGAAGUCACCAUUUUCAUAAAAUCAUGCAAAGAGCAAAUAGAUGUUCUCAAAAAUAGUAUAAAUGAUGAUGAUGAAGCAAAGUUGAAGGGCUGGAUUGGGUUCAAGGGUGAUAAUUCGAAUGCUGAUACAGUAGCACACAAACAUGGGGUGGUUUUGAUUUUAAGCGAAAAGCUCCACUCUGUCUCAUCACAAUUUGACCACCUGCGAGCCUUGCGCUUCCAAGAUGCUAUUAACCGGGUAGCACCAAGAAGGAAACCAAGACGGACCAGCAAAAGUAGUACAUCAGAGAUAUCUACAUCUAGCAACUUAGACCAGAGGCAGCAGAGUGAUUCCGAGGCCAGGGAUCCAAAUGGAUUGCAAUCUGAGCCUAUCAGAGUUCAGGAACAAUUUUUAGAUGACGAAACACGUGCCCUCCAGGUCGAGUUGACUGGUCUUCUGGAUGCUGUUCAACAAACAGAAACAAAGAUGGUGGAAAUGUCUGCAUUGAACCAUCUCAUGUCCACACAUGUUCUGCAACAGGCCCAACAGAUAGAAUAUUUGUAUGACCAGGCAGUUGAAGCUACAAAGAAUGUAGAGCUUGGUAACAAAGAGUUAACAAAGGCCAUUCAACGGAACAGCAGUAGCAGAACUUUUCUUUUGCUCUUUCUGUUUGUACUUACAUUUUCAAUUCUUUUCCUUGAUUGGUAUAAUUAGUUGGAUGGUAAAUUAUGAGAUAUCCAAUCACAAGGUCCUGUUCCAAUAUUUUUGGUCUUUGCAGUACGCGAUGUUAAUUAGUACAGUGAUAUUAAAAUGCCACAAUACUAUAUUGUUUUUAGUAACAGUAUUUUCUAUUUCAAAACAUUUAGAACAA